Molecule: messenger RNA, 1488 nt
Organism: Chanos chanos (milkfish)
Lineage: Eukaryota; Metazoa; Chordata; Actinopteri; Gonorynchiformes; Chanidae
Gene: chrnb1l
Product: cholinergic receptor, nicotinic, beta 1 (muscle) like
Exons: 11
Coding region: 1-1488 (495 amino acids)
Biological process (GO): monoatomic ion transmembrane transport
Cellular component (GO): postsynaptic membrane
Molecular function (GO): acetylcholine-gated monoatomic cation-selective channel activity; transmembrane signaling receptor activity
Source: RefSeq, a predicted model, not a curated record
AUGGCCAAACCUCCCCCUGCCGAGACUCCGCUGUCCUCGGACGUCAUUUCCAACGAGGCCCAUUUGCCUAAUACCGGAGCCUCUGAGACAGAGCGACGAUUGCUGGAGAAGCUUUUUAAGGACUAUAACCUGAAGGUUCGUCCUGCUCGAGUCUGGAAUGAGAGAGUGAUGGUGAGAGUCGGAAUGACUCUGGUCCAGCUCAUUAGCCUGGAUGAGAAGAAUGGUGAGAUGACAACAAAUGUCUAUAUGAAUCUGGCAUGGUCAGACUAUAGAUUGUCUUGGAACCCAGAUGAGUAUGACAAUAUAAACGUUCUCAGAAUACCACCAAACAAAGUGUGGCGCCCAGACAUCUACUUAAUCAACAAUAACGAUGGCCAAUUUGACGUGGCGCUGUAUGUGAACGUGCUGGUGUACAAUGACGGCACGGUUACUUGGCUUCCACCUGCUAUAUACCGAAGCAGCUGUUCUAUAGAGGUGGCGUAUUUCCCUUUUGACUGGCAGAACUGCACCAUGGUGUUUCGCUCCUACACUUACGACGCGUCAGAGGUCGACCUGCAAUACGGCCUGGAUGAGGACGGCCGUGAGAUACAAGAGGCUGUGAUCGAUAAAAACGCUUUCACCGAGAAUGGAGAAUGGCAGAUCCGUCACAAGCCGUCCAGGAAGAACGUCGACAUGGACCUGUACGAGGACAUCACCUUUUACCUGAUCAUCGAAAGAAAGCCGCUCUUCUAUAUCAUCAACAUCAUCGUACCCUGCAUCCUCACCAGCGUUCUGGCCAUAUUUGUCUUCUACUUACCUCCUGGAGCAGGAGAAAAGAUGACCUUGUCCAUCUCGGUCCUCAUCGCCCUCACCGUCUUCAUGCUCCUGCUGGCCGAUAAAGUCCCCGAAACCUCACUGGGGAUCCCCAUCAUCGUCAACUACGUCAUGUUCACCAUGAUCCUGGUCACCUUCUCCGUCAUCCUUAGCGUGGUGGUGCUCAACCUCCACCACCGAACCCCCAACACGCACCACAUGCCUUUGUGGGUGCGCAAGGUGUUCAUUCACUUCCUACCCAGGUAUCUGGGUGUGCUGAGACCACACCCAGAGGAACCGCUGGUGGACAAACCAAGUGACGACAUGCCUCCCAGUCGCCUUGACGGGCUCAGGCCUGGGGGGGAGUACUUUGUGCGAAAGAUCAAACCUGAGCUCAUAAUGCCAUGGAGAGGAGGGAGUGAGAGUACUGUUCAUUUGCAGAGGUUCUUUGACAGUGAGAACUACUGUCUGAUCUUACCACCGGAUCUCAAAUCCGCCAUCGCCGCUGUCACGUACAUGGCUGAACAGCUGAAGAAGCAGGAUGCAGAUGACACAAUGACAAAUGACUGGCAGUACGUGGCCAUGGUGGUGGACCGGCUUUUCCUCUGGCUUUUCGUCGUCAUCACCACCCUGGGGACUCUGGCUAUGUUUGUGGAUGCCAGCUUAAAUUACACACCUGAGAACCCCUUUCCCUGA